Scatophagus argus is the source of this 4246-nucleotide messenger RNA. It is a transcript of the gene arhgap27, whose product is annotated as Rho GTPase activating protein 27. The transcript has 19 exons. Gene Ontology annotation, cellular component: cytoplasm. Gene Ontology annotation, molecular function: protein binding. NCBI's taxonomy places the organism in Eukaryota, Metazoa, Chordata, Actinopteri, Scatophagidae. The coding region runs from base 314 to 3298 and encodes 994 amino acids. The record is from RefSeq and is a predicted model, not a curated record. Gene Ontology annotation, biological process: signal transduction; regulation of GTPase activity.
ACAGAACAGGAAAUCAGCUCGUGGUAGUCAAGUGGCGAACGACGCAUGUAAGCAACAGUCUGAGCUCUGUGACUUCGGCUGCUUAGAUACAAAACUGCUUCAAGGUUGUUUGAGAGACAACCAGUGACCGGAAAUUUUUGGACACUAAAUCAGGAUUGUGUGUUGCCGUAGAAGACAACAAUUCAAGGAUACAACGGAGCCUGAUGGGGCAAACUGAGAUUGCCGGGUGACGUCGGACUGACGCUGAGUCGAGUUUCCAGGAUGUCAGCUCUGUAUCCACAUUGACACAGAGGCCACACGGGCACACGGGAGAAUGGAGCUUGUGCUGGUGCAGUAUGACUUUGAGUACACAGCGAAGGAUGGCCGCCUUGUGUCCAUCAAGACCAACGAAAGUUACAUCCUGGUCUCCAAGACCAAUGAGCACUGGUGGCAUGUCCGCAAAGACCAGCACACCAGACCCUUUUAUGUCCCUGCGCAGUAUGUGAAGGAGCUCUCAUUACUUACUGAAGACUCUACCAGCUCCAUAAAGUUGGAUCCACUCAAGUGUGUGAGUGACAGUAAGCCAGUGGCUGAUAAAACACCAGCAAGAACAGCGACGAAAGCACGAGAUCAAGGUGCCUCAAGAGAGACGUAUCGGUUCUCCACUUUUGGAUUAUGUGAGGACAUAUCAGAUGUAAAGCCCUGCAAGACCCUGAAGAAAGGACAGAUCGCCGGCGGCUUUGGAGGCACAAAGGAUAAUAUAAAGCCAAACAGUUCAACAGGAAGUUUUUUGUCUAACUCAGCAUCUCUGAAAACUGAUGGCUUGGAACUGUAUGCAAAACCUCAGGCUGUUCCAAAGGUCAGGAACACACGACGACAGUCCAAAAGCUCGCCACAGGACGAUAAAGUGGAACAGCCACAGACUUUUCUGCAGGAUGACGAUAUGGACUUCCCUUUACCCCCUGAUUUGCCUGUGUAUGACACCAACCCAGAAUUUGACACAUUUUCUGAGCUGCCCGAUCCUAUUGCUUCAAAUGACACGUUAAUGUGCGAGCAGCAGAGUCUCAGUCAAACAGGAGAGGCAACGACUUCUGCAGAUGCAGCUUCGACCGAGCAGGUGAACAAUGAAAGCCUCCAGUCAGCCGUGUACGUCAAUGUAGCACAACUUCGACAAAGCAUCUCCGAGUCCCCUCCCUCGGCUCCUUCGUCCUACUCGCCCUCCUACCUUGACCCAGAGGGAUGGGAGGUGCAUGUUGACCAAGAAAGUGGACAGGAGUACUACUACCACCCCACCACGGGGCAAACCACCUGGGACAACCCCUUUGUAGACUCCCCCACAGACCCUGAGUCGCUCCCCACGGAGGAGCCUUGUUCCCCCUCGCCUCCUCUGUCUCCUACCCUUGCGUCAUCCACCGCCUCCCCCCCUCCUGUGUGGACCUCAGACUGGGAGCAGUUGGUGGAUGAGACCAGCGGUCGGCCCUACUUCUACAACCCGAUGUCUGGGGAGACGUCCUGGGAGCCUCCCGAGCAGCUGAGCCCGUAUCCCCCUCUGAUGGAGCCUAUGAGUGUGCACAGGUUUCACGAGGAUGGGCCGCCUCCUUUACCUGAGGAGGACUACCCCACGGAGGAUUACCCAGCUGCUGAUCAAUCAGAAGCCUACGAGGAUCUCCUCGCUAGGGGCCCUCCUCCCACCCUCCCUAAAGAGUACACCCUCAGCCACGUGAGCCGGACAGUCAUCCCCCGAGCCAUCCUGGACCGCAGCACCCCACCUGGCUGGAACCUCACUGUGGAUCCCAACGGGACCUGGGUGUUCACCAGUGAACACUCCGCAGAGCAGUGGAUCAAGUCUGUGGAUGAUCAAGGGCAGACCUACUACUACCUGAGAGACGGCACAAGGUCUCAGUGGAACCUGCCCGAGGCCCCUGUAGGUCCUGGCCAGUCCAGGAUGGAGAAUGGCUUCGAGCCAGAUAAUGCGUCAGUCAUCAAAAACUGGAGGCACACCAUGGGACCUGCACAGUUCAGCUCAGGCCAGGACGAUGGGAGGUUCGUCAAAACUCACCGGAGGAACACGUCAGACUACAGCAGCGACAGCUCCAGCACAGGAAACUCCCCCGAGAUGCAUCAUAACGUGCAGAACCUGGAGAAAGCAGGAAUUCUCAACAAAACUAAAGUGUGUGAGAACGGCAAGAAAGUACGGAAAAACUGGACCCAGACGUGGACGGUUCUCCACGGGGGAGUGCUGACAUUCCACAAAGACCCGAAGUCUGCGACUACGGGGGCCUCGAACAAGACCAAUCAGAUUGUUCCAGAGUUCACGGUGGACCUGCGAGGAGCCACGAUUGGCUGGGCCUCGAAGGACAAAUCAAGCAAAAAGAAUGUUUUAGAGUUAAAAGGCAAGAACGGCGUGGAGUUUUUGAUUCAGUACGACACAGAGAGCAUCAUCAAUGACUGGCACAAAGUCUUAACGGACACCAUACGACAACUGGAGUACCAGGACCAUCACUCAGAGGAGGAGGACGGCGACUUAUACGAGAAGAUAGCAGGUUUCGAUGUAGCACGAGACGACAAGUCCGGAGGCAGCGUGGAGAAGCGAAGGUCCUCCAGGGUGACUGUCACACCCUCAUCCAGCUCUGCUGGAGACGCGGACCAGAAGAGGGUUCGCACCAAGCUGAUGAAGUUCCUCAUGAAACGGCCCACGCUGCAGUCCGUCAAGGAGAAAGGCUACAUCCGAGACAACGUGUUCGGUUGCCAUCUGGCCACGCUGUGUACACAAGAGAGGACCACAGUUCCAACUUUUGUGGAGAAGUGCAUCAAAGCAGUGGAAAAGAGAGGUUUGGACAUUGAUGGACUCUACAGAGUGAGUGGGAACCUGGCCGUCAUUCAGAAACUACGCUUCAAGGCUGAUCAUGAGGAACUGGACCUCGAGGACGGCCAGUGGGAGGACGUUCACGUCAUCACCGGAGCGCUGAAGCUGUUUUUCCGAGAGCUUCCAGAGCCGCUUUUCCCGUACAGCCACUUUAACAAGUUCAUCUCAGCCAUCAGAAUUCCUGAUUACAACGCAAAACUGUGUAGCAUUUAUGAACUGGUCGUCUCACUUCCUGAUCCAAAUCGUGACACCAUGAAACUCCUCUUUGGGCAUUUACGCAGGGUCAUUCAAUAUGGGGAGGACAAUCGCAUGACUGUGCAGAAUGUGGCCAUUGUAUUUGGCCCGACUCUGCUUCGGCCAGAGAUGGAGUCGUCCAACAUCACCAUGCACAUGGUCUUUCAGAACCAGAUAGUGGAGUUCAUCCUGAAUGAAUAUGAGCGCAUCUUCUACUAAAACGGUCACAAGCCUCCAGUGCAGACCUGCCUGGGUGAACUAGAUUUAUCUUUGCAUGGACAUAAAGUGCUUUAGUGCAACAUCUAAAAUGAAACUCCUCCUUUAAAAUAACUUUUUCUGUUCACAAUAUUUGAUGUUUAACCACAUAAUAAAUUAGAUAAAAGGCUCCUCAAAUGGUGUCUGCUGAACAUAUUUGAAAGCUGUUUGAAAGCAGUAUUGUUGGACUGGAAAGCGAGCCACACGGGUGUAAACAGAUGUGGUUUCAUUUCCCAUUUCAGAGCUUGAGCUUAUUGCUUGGGUGAAAGAAGGACCGUCUCAGAUUGCUCUAGCUUUCUGAGAAUCUAGCUCUCUUAAUCUCACAAGUCACUUUCUGGAGAUUUGAAUUGAUUUUUUUUGUUGUGUUUGUUUGUUUUUUUUGGUUCGUCGCAGAGAUAACUGAACCCACAGUCGACCCUUGACAGAUGCAUUAAUGCUUCCUUUAAGAAUGAUCAGUUAUUGCUUUCAUCUUUAUUUUAGAAAGUUUAAUGACUUUUAGAUAUUGUCUUGAAUUUGAAAUUACAGUGUGUCACAUGUGACAAUAACUGAGGUUGUAUUCUAAUAUUGUGUUUUUGUUUUUCAGUCUCAUUUUUACUCAUGACUUGUAUUGUAAUAUAGAGAUGUAUAAAAAAUAUUAAUACCAACAUCUUGCUGUAAAAUAGAUGAUAACAUAGAAUGCUUGUUCAGCCUAUAGUUUAUUUUCCACUGAAUUGUAAAACUUAAUUUUUCAAUCAUGCUGUACUUGAAGGAACUAUAUGGGAACUCAACAUAGAAAUAAAAGCAGUCUGACCAUGAACCAUGAAAAUGGAUUCUAGAAGACCUGUAAAUAGAAGUAGAUGGCAUAUUUAUGCUGAAAGUUGUUGAAAAAGCACAAGUUAUGCCAUAAUAAAAAUAACUUUAUAAAGAAAAAAA